GUCCAGAGGGCGGGAGGCGGAUACACCGGGUCCCCGACGCCGAGACACGGCCACGAGGAGGCGGCGCGGGCCCGCCCCUCUGCUAGCGGGCGCGGGCCCGAGACGCUGCGCGGCGGCGGGAGCGAGCGGCUGCUGACAGCCCGGGGAGGUCCAGGCGGCACUUGCUGCCCCGUGCGAAAGGAGGCGGCAGCAGGAGCGGCGACCGCGGGGCUGACCACCCAGACAGCGGACCCUGCAGAGCUGCGCUGCCCGCGGUGCUCGCCCGUCUCCCCCCCGCCGGGCAGGGAAGCCUGGGAAGAAGUGGGCUGUUGGGCAGUCCCCGCUGGUUAUCUAGUGCGCCUUCAGGCUCACAGCGCCAGAACUGUCUUUGUGACAGGUUCCCUUGGUUAUAAACUCCUCCCCUCCUGGUGCUACAACAAUGAGUGGGAAAUCCCUGCUCUUAAAGGUCAUUCUCUUAGGUGAUGGUGGAGUUGGGAAAAGCUCACUUAUGAAUCGCUAUGUAACCAAUAAAUUUGACUCCCAGGCUUUUCACACUAUAGGGGUAGAGUUCUUAAACCGAGAUCUGGAGGUAGAUGGACGUUUUGUAACACUCCAGAUCUGGGACACGGCCGGGCAGGAACGUUUCAAGAGCCUUCGGACACCUUUCUACAGGGGAGCAGACUGCUGCCUCUUGACCUUCAGUGUGGAUGACCGACAGAGCUUUGAGAACCUUGGUAACUGGCAGAAAGAAUUCAUCUACUAUGCAGAUGUGAAAGACCCUGAGAACUUCCCUUUUGUAGUUCUUGGUAACAAGGUAGACAAGGAGGAUAGGCAAGUAACUACUGAGGAGGCACAAGCCUGGUGCACGGAGAAUGGGGACUACCCUUAUCUAGAAACAAGUGCCAAAGAUGAUACUAAUGUGACAGUGGCCUUUGAAGAAGCUGUCAGGCAGGUGCUGGCUGUAGAGGAACAACUGGAGCAUUGCAUGUUAGGUCACACUAUUGAUUUGAAUAGUGGCUCCAAAGCAGGAUCUUCAUGCUGUUAAAAAUAGAAAGCCUUUGAAAAAUGUCUUCCAAAUUGGUCAGUAGUAUAAGAAUAACCAUGUCUCUCUAAGAAUGUGUGUGCAUACAUGCACAUACACAAAAGAGUAAGAGAUAGGUUGAAGUUAUGAAUCAAAUCCUUUCCAGUUGAAGUUGUAGGGUGAUUUUUAAAAAAAGCUUUAUCGAGUAUAUUUUGUGUGACUCCUGCUAUUUCCUCCUUGUGUGUGUCAGGAUGUUUCAGAAAGCUUUAGUCCUGAGUGAUUUAAAUAUUUUUCAAAUCACAGUUUAAACUUAGAACCCAGCCGCAUGAAGGAGUUAAAGAGUGACAGCUAUCCCUUAAAGUGUUUUAUUUAUCAACUAACAAAUGUCCCCAUCCACUCUUGCCAAGCAGAUUCUGACAUUUCUGCCAAAGGAAUAAAGACUCUAAGGUGUAUCACAGUACAUAAUAAUUUAAACAAAGGUUUCUUUAAAAAAGACAUUGUAAUUAUUAGGAAUGCAAAAGUAUAAUAAUGUACAGUACCUUGUUUAAUUUCCUAUGUAUGGUUUGCUCCCUUCCGAGCUUUUCAGAAGCAUACCACAUUGAAUAAUGUCUUAUUCAAAACAUACAGUGAUGACACUGGAAGUUGAAUUUACUCCUUGUGUUUGAUAUGACAAGGUACUAAUUGAUUAUGCUUAAAUAUGCCAACCACUUUUGCACAUAAAUGGUUGGUUUUGCUGCUUUUACUUCAUAAGUCUACUUCUGCUGCAUAGGGAUAUUGCUUCUCUGACAACCUCUUAUCAAUUUAGCAAUGCUGCUUAGCAUAUGGCUUUGGAUACAGUGCUCUUUUCUCAUAGUUUUGAUGACCCUUUGGUUCACCAGGCUGUGUUCCUAGAGAAGCUUUCAUAAUAGAUCGGGGAAUUGUGGGCUUUACUUAUACGGUUCUUUAAUUCAAAUAGUGUAGAAGGAACAGAUUUCUUAUAUGUUGAGGUGUGUGUUCAGAUAGUCAAAUACUAUGCUGAAAGUGACAAGAGAGCAGACAUUAUAAUUAUAAGAAAUUUAUUCUUAGGCCAGAUUAGUUGUCCAGCAGUUGAAUGGACUGCCUUAAUAGUGAACUGCCUUCCAGUUAAUAUAUUCAGGAAGUUGCUGGAUGACACCUGUUAAAAUACCAUAGGAAGAAUUUCUGUACUGGAUAGAUUUUCAGUAUAAAUCCUACAAAUCUAUGAACUACAAACUACAUCUCAAUGUCAUUUACAGUUAGACAUAUCUCAAAACAACAGCCUAAGACUAUAGAAAGGACUUUAAAAAUUCUCAAACUGUUCUGAGAUCAACAUUUAAUAGCAAUUACGGAGCACUCCCAUUUGCUUUUGCAAUAGGUGUGGGAAAAUACUAAACUCUAAGUAAUUAUUACUUGCCCUGAUACAAGAAUCCUGAAGAUAUCAUAUUAAAAUACAAAUGCGAUUAGCCAGAUUUUGACUGCCAGCUAUAUACUAUAUUAUGGAUAUGGAGUUUUGUUCCUAUUGGUUUAUCUGUUUGUCUUGCAUAGCUUUUACUCUGUACUUUUAAAACAUCUAUGAUAAAAUUGUGACCCAAGGUGGGGAGGGACAUUAAAAAUGACACCCCUAAAGAGAUCUCAGAUAGGAAGGGGACAGGAACUUUCACAGGAAUACAGCCUAGAAAUCUCCAUUGUAGCCACUUAAUGGAAUCAGCCUUAUAAAUGGGACUUUAUGUGCUUUAAGAGCUCUGGGACUUUUGGGCCAAACAAGUGGAGUGCAGUAUUUCAACCAGUCAUGCUCAAUAUUUGCAAUCUAAAUAUAGCCUUGACACCAUUGACCAACUAACUUUGAUGUCAGAAAUCAAAGCCAGCCCAGGGACCCCACAGUUCUUAAGCUUUGGUCCCUAUGCUGCCAAUGCCUAUAGCCAGCUGCACUUGGUUUCCAAGUUCUAUGAUCAUUUUGCUACAGUUAUGUUAGGGUGAAAAUCUAUAUGUCAAAACUGUUAAAUGCUAAUUGUUUAUAAGUGCAUGAGACCUGGGGCCUUCUCUUUCUACUUGCACUCUGCUUAUACUAGUUUCUAUUUGUAGAUCUCAGGCCUUCAAAACACUUUCAUCCACUCACAAAAGUAUUUGUCUAUAGGAUGGCAUGUGGUCAUUUGAGUAAAAAAUUAAUGAUGUGAGUAGCUCAUUCAUAAACCUCCUGUCCAUCCAAGACAAGUGUUAAUUUUAUUAAUUGGUCAACUGAAGCCCCUUAUGUGUCAUACCAAUUUUUUUCUGCCAACUCAUAACAGUUUUCUUAAUGGAAUCACUUAAUAUUAAGUGACCAAACAAUGACUUUUUGGUGAAUUAUAUUCAGUGGGGUGCUGACAUAGUUUGCAUAAGAUUAAAAAACACCAAAAGUUGAAAUCUGUGAGUACCAGAAACUAUGUAUAUAGGUUUAGAAAUUGACUGUGAAAUUGAAAAUGUACAGUGCAAUAUUUUCAGUAGGUGUUUUUUAAAUGAACACUUGAUGUUUUAAAGAAGAUAUUUUUAAUUGGAACUAUGCUGUUUUUCCAGUGGUCCAUUAAAGUAUUUAUUUAGUUUGUUUUUGUGUAUUGGACAUUCAGCGGACCUCAGAUUUUGUUUGUCUUCAGUGGAUUAAUUUCAGGUUACUUUGUGCCUGCCUCAGCCAUCUAUAUUUUACCCUGAGGUAUUCCACAAUCCUCUUGUUGCGGGUGCUGCUAAAAACUCAAAAUUGUGUAUCAGAUAUUUUAUUUGAACUGUAAAAAUCAUCUGUGUCAAAGUGAAUAAAAUUGCAUUUUGAAUAAUCAGUACACAAUGAUUGUGCUUCUAUUUUAGGCAAAAAUAGUAGUACACCUGACACACUGUACAUAUCAGUCAAGGCUCUCUUUCAUGUAAUCCUACAUGUUGCCUCUGAAUUAUUUUGUUCACGUGAUAUUCCAAGCAGCCACUACCUAGUAAUAAAAGGGAUACACUUUUACUAAUUGGGAGACAGAAUCCAAAGAUUAAGGUGGGGAGGUUCUUUAUCACCAGCUUUUAGUGACCCCAAGUAUUAAAGACUAGAACUUGGAUCUUGAGUCUCCACUUGAUUUUUAUUAUAAUUUGAUAUAAAUGUUAAAUCGCGACAAAACACAAAUAUAUUAAUUUAUGUUAUCUUCUUUAUUUUACUGUUUUCCGGAUCUGAGAAAAACAUAAAAAUAUAGAAAAACAAUGGAUAUUUCUAUUAAAUAUUUUGUUGUCUUGUUUCUCACAUAUUGGUAUUUAAAGAUAUUUGCAUUAGCAAUGAAUGGCUUGAAUAUUCAUAGUGAUGACUUUUAAAAAAUGUUCUAUUGAUUGAGAUUCUGUGGUUUACGAUGUCAUUAAUUAUGGUUUCUCAUGUGCAGGGGGAAAAUA
Molecule: messenger RNA, 4384 nt
Organism: Sorex araneus (European shrew)
Lineage: Eukaryota; Metazoa; Chordata; Mammalia; Eulipotyphla; Soricidae
Gene: RAB9B
Product: RAB9B, member RAS oncogene family
Exons: 3
Coding region: 419-1024 (201 amino acids)
Biological process (GO): Rab protein signal transduction; retrograde transport, endosome to Golgi
Cellular component (GO): lysosome; late endosome; phagocytic vesicle
Molecular function (GO): GTPase activity; GTP binding
Source: RefSeq, a predicted model, not a curated record